GCAUGCACAGGGGGCGGGCCGCUCGGCCACCCGUUGGCGCUGUGGGGGUCGUGCUGGGGCGCUGCAGGAGGGGCUCAAGACCACACCUGAUGUGGGCUUUGACAACUUGAAAGCAGAUGAAUUAUUUUGUCAGAAGUACAUGCAACUGAAAACUGUCUUAUGAACAAUGUCAGAAACAAGCAGAUCUGUGCACCAAGCCCAAGACAAACAAACUGGAUUGUUUUAGUGCUGAAGAAUUUACGCUUUGUAAAAGGAGUAGUUGUGUCAGUUUGCAAAAAUGGGAGAAGAAAGACGAGAGGAGAAGGAAAUAAGAAUAAAACUGGGCUAGAAUGUAUUUGAGAGUGCCCUGGAGGUGCUGCUGUUGUGCAGCCUAAUGCUGUUUACUCAAAAUGUGGGUCAGACAAUUUUGGCCUAGAAUGAUGAUGUCAAAACUCACCAUUUUUACUCCAUUUGUUUUAAAGAAUAAAAAACUCAGACUUUUUAUUUGGAAAAGCCAGGAUGGUAGUACAUGCCGCUUCCUAUUGGUCUUUUCAAAAUUUGAACAAAACAAAACAAAAAAUCCUGAAGUGUCCUUAAUAUUUACAUUAAAUGUAUGUUGAAAGGCUUUAUGUAUAUGGGUCAAAACCACUUUAUUUAUCUUAAAAAAAAUCUGUUCUCUUUCUUCCAAAGCUUUCUUCAGUUAAUGGUGCUCAACGAUGGCACUUCUUCUUUCUUUCUUUAUUCAAUUAUUUACUGCUUAUGAAAUGAGGAAAGAUUGUUCUGUAUUAUGUUUUGAUAUUGAUGUGAACAUUUGCUUGUGUGCUUACUGGCUUGCAUUGCAGGACAAGUGCAAUCAUAUCUGUAAAUAAAUGUCCAUCCCCAGUGGUAUAUAUUACUGUGACAGCUGUCACAGAAUGGGUGGCACUUCAUUUGCCAGCCUCUUUUUCUUCCUGUCCACCCACUCGCGGUAUCUGGAAGAUGUUCAGACUGAAUUAGUACGCAGGCUUCUCAGCCUAAAGCUGUGAAAAUGGCCUGGGAAACCAAUAGCAGUUUUGUUCCCUCAGAACUUCUGUUGUUCAGAGAAGCAAUCCAAACUUACAUUGUAUAUUUUUCCACUUGCGUCUUCCCGUGCCAUUCUGUACUGCUUUUCCUUUGUUUUAGUAUGUUAAUAUCUUUAUUCAAUACUUUUUUAAGAACUGCAUUUUUUCCUCUGUACCGUAGUAGAAAGCAGAUAUUACAAAUAUGUGUUGGACACAAUAAAAAUGCUUUUCAUGAUCUCUUGUUCAGAUUUGGGUUUUGUGCUUGCAUAAUAAGGGUAUUUGGUUUCAGGAUAACAAAAAUAGAAUCGGUUCUGAGCACGGACACUUCUGUAAGGCAUGAGCUGUACAGUGAUUCUGCCUACUCUGUGUGGUUUAUAAACAGUGGAUCAAACACUUAAUACCAUGGAUAGGUUUGAACUGAAUAUGAAUAGUACUUAGAGGAAUGAUUUGUCCAGAUUUCAUGUGAACUGUCACGUUGAGGUCAGUUUGUAUUCGCUACAUUCUUAACUCAUUGUUUCUGCAGAGCAGUGUCAUUAGUGGCUAUAAACUUAAGCCAAGUUCUGUAUGUGUGCAGAUUGUUUACUGGAAGAUUUUAAAUUGCAUUCCCUCAAUCCGGCCAUUUGUAAAAUGCUCAUGCAAUUAACACCGAUCCUCAGAUGCUAAGACAAUUGCUAUGUGGACCACUUGAAUGUAAUUUUGUUAUGCAGAUACUAUCAGCCAAGCUAGUGUAAGAGGAUUCAGAUACUCAAGAAUGCAAAAUUCAAUCAUUUACGCUUGCGUUGGCUCAGGAAUGACACAAAAUGCAAAGUAAAAAUAUGUAAUUUCAUGUUUAUAAAGUCUGUGAGUCCAUUGUGAGAACAGACUUGCUCACUUCAAAGUUUAGAAGAAGAAUACAGAUUUUUGUCCUGAAAAUAUUUUAUGAAAUGGCUAGAAAACAACGUGCCUAAGAUCACACAGGAAAUCUGUAGUGGAGUAUGAUGGUGAACCCAUGAUUUGCCAAUGUUUACCUUAGGCCGUCUUUCUUCUUAGGAUUUUAUGUGAGUGUAUACUUCACAGAGAUUUGUUUUAAAGUUCACAAGCCUGUUUAUUUUUCAUCUGAGAUUGUUUUAUAUGACUAUUGGGCACGAAUACCAAAGGUGGUGAGUCUCAUGCAAUGAAGCCACUGUGUGGCCUGCUCUUGUCAAUUGCUUUGACAGGAUAUCAGGCCAUUGCAGAUGGAUCCAACUGCAACGGAACAACAGCAGAGCACUGUGUUUUGGCAGAGCAUUAUCUGAAAAGUAUAGACUUUGGCAGAAGUCAGAAAGCACAGGUGAAAUUCUGGCACUCUGGAAAUGUGUCUGCAGGAUUUCACUUGCACCACACCUCUAAGUCUAGUUUGUUUUGGAUAAGCUGUUUGUAUUUGCAUCCACUUGUUAGUUCUUCCUCUCUUUCACAGCUCUCUAUGGUUGCUCAUCAGGUUGCUCUCACUACAAAUGCCUGCAGAGCAGUAGGAGAGCAGAGCAGUGCCUGGUGGGAUGCUCGUAGCUCAGCAGAUGUUGCAGCUCUCCCUUACUGCUGUAGGGGACAGAGCGGAUGUUAGGUUUCCCAUGGGAUUUGAGUCCAGUGUGAAAUGGCUGCAAAAGCAGGGAUGAUUAUACAAAGAGUAGUGCUGAAUUCACGCCCUGGUAAGAAUGGAGUGCCAGUGGCUGAAAACUUCAGACUGGAGCAAAGUACGAUACCAGACACAGUGCAAGAGGGACAAGUACGUGUUAGAACCCUGUAUCUCUCUGUGGAUCCAUACAUGCGCUGCCGAAUGAAUGAAGAUACGGGUUCAGAUUACCUCCUGCCUUGGCAGCUGUCUGAAGUUGCAGAUGGUGGGGGCAUUGGGGUUGUGGAGGAGAGCAAGCAUCAUAACUUUGCUAAAGGAGACAUUGUCACUUCCUUCAAUUGGCCCUGGCAGACAGUGGCCAUUCUGGACGGAAGCUUGCUACAAAAGGUUGUUCCAGAACUUGUGAAUGGACGCCUUUCCUACUUUCUUGGUGCAGCUGGAUUGACAGGACUGACAGCCUUGCUAGGUAUAAGAGAGAAAGGCCACGUGACUGUGGGUGCCAAUCAGACCAUGGUGGUGAGUGGAGCAGCUGGUGCCUGCGGUUCUUUGGCUGGCCAGAUUGGCCGUCUGGAGGGAUGCUCUAGAGUUGUGGGUAUUGCUGGCACAGAUGAAAAGUGCUCCAUUUUGGUCUCAGAAAUGGGGUUUGAUGCUGCUAUCAAUUACAAGACAGGGAAUGUGGCACAGCAGCUCCGUGAACUCUGCCCAGGUGGUGUGGAUGUUUACUUCGACAAUGUUGGUGGAGACAUUAGUGAUACAGUUAUAAGCCAGAUGAAUCAGAACAGCCAUAUCAUCUUGUGUGGACAGAUUUCUCAGUAUAACAAAGAUGUGCCUUAUCCUCCUCCAUUGCCUCCUGGUACAGAAAAAAUACAGAAAGAAAGAAACAUCACAAGAGAAAGAUUCUUGGUGUUGAACUAUAUGGACAAACAAGAAGCUAGCAUACUACAACUCUGUCAGUGGAUCCAAGAAGGUAAACUGAAGGUCAGAGAGACAGUGGUAGAAGGCUUAGCGAAUAUUGGUGCUGCUUUCCAGUCCAUGAUGAAUGGAGGCAAUAUUGGAAAACAGAUCGUCUUAGUUUCUAAGUAAAAGUCAUUGCCUGGGGAAAAGUAAUUUGAUUCUAUAAUAAUUCCAUAAGUAAAACUUGCUUAUUACUAUAUCAAUUUCCCCUUUAAAUAAGCAGUUAAGUUGUUCAGUAUAUACUGAAAGCAGACAUUUUAGGAUGCUAAGGCAGAACCUAAGCUAAUAAACUGAACAGAAUUGAAAACAGGAAUGCAAUAAUUUAUACUAAAAACAGUAAUAUAUUUGACAUGAUUUGAUAGCUGCCAAUUAGCACACUUGCAAAUAAUUCAUGGGUAUGGUUUGGAAGUUAGACCACCUCAGGAACUGUUUCCAAUAAGCAAUGUGUAUACAGCCACCUGGUUUUGGAUGUUGGAAGAACGUACUUAUGUACAUGUGUCAUUCCUAUGACAAUUUGUCUCAGUAGCCAGGAACUUCUCCAGGAAUUUUUCAUUUACGAGUAUAAGCUUAGCUUGACAGUCCAAUCAAUCUGGCUAUCAUCUUAAAAUAGUAAGUCUUCUACUUUUUUUUUUUUCAGUUAAGAGCAAUCAAAAACUCAAUUUCUACAACUCAACUUCUGUAGUAUCAAAGAUACUUCUAUUUUGCCAUCUGGAACAAGUUUCCACUGAUUGCAUUUCCCAUUUCUCUGCAUCGGGUCAUUAUAUACCCUUUUUUCAGAGUACCUUACACCUAGUUCAUUUAGAAUUCCAUCUGCAUGCCACCUGAGACUUUCAUCAGAGGAAGGUCCAGCUAUAAGGGCUAGCUUGUUUUGGUGCAAUAAUCUCUUUUACCAUUCUGGAAGCUUGAAAAGUGAGCCACCAUUUCCAAGUCUGACUAACAUAACCUCAAGCCAAGUGAGGCUGAUGCAAUUUAAACAUGUCUUCAAAAUAGAACAGCUGAAAAGAGAACAGUUAAUUAUCUUAAAGCCAUUAGAAUUUCACCAUUAUGUACAUUUAGAAACAUUGACACAUUUAUUUAGUAUUAUUUAUGACAUUCUAACUUGCAAGCUAUUGGUUUUAUUUUAAAUAUUUGCCUUUAAGAGGAGUGCAUCCAAGCAGUAGGGUAGACUGAGAAUGGAUCCUCUAGAUCUUGAGUCACUACUUAGGCUCAAACUAAGUGGAAUCCAAGAACUAGGAGAGAAACAAUAUUCAAGAAAUUUGGCAUUUAAAUCUUUUUGCACACUGCAGAAAGAGAACAGAUUCAGAACUGCCUCGUAUCAUUGUGAAAAACAGUCCCUUGAUUUCCUAGUGCUGAAGCUGACCCUGGAAGAAAGCAUACAGUGACUAAUGCUAUAGGCUUUGAAGAGAAAGACACCUGCAUUAUAGGAUUGCAUUCACUUCCCGCUAGAUUCUCAAUCCAAUACCAACAUCAUUAACUUGAGCACUAGCAACAGUGUCAUGCUGGGACAGAAGCCAAAAUUGUGGAAUAAAAAUCAGUAUCAUUGAAGUUGGCAAAUGAAGAUGGAAAGCAUCAGAUGUAAGAAAUUCUAUGAAUUCCUUCUUAUUGACUGUUUAUAGAUGAUAUUCCUGAAAUUUGGGCAUUUCCAGCUUAAAGACUUGAUAAUUUGUACAUAGAUGAGAGAGAGAGUGAGGAGGGAGCUAAGGGGAACACAGCCUUUCCAAACAGAACCAGAUUCUCUAUUGUGUGCUGGUAUGUCAGAUUAUGUGGUUUAAUUGUCACCUUUCCUUUUCUCCUCUCCCACUUGCACGCACUUUAGCUUGAAUCAGCAUCAGCCUGGAGGCUGUUAUGCAAUGCAUGCCCUUUUCUGCAGUAGAACUUCUACCAGGCAGUAGGUUGGCCUUAAUGCACCGUAACAAUCUUUCUGAAUAAACUUCCUCCUCCUAAAGUGUAGUUCAUUCCUAAAGUUCAUCUCCAAAUGUAAAAGAAAAAACCAAAACAGCUCACUUCUUCACACAAAUUUAAACAUCCUCUUGCUUACGUUUUCCUAUAUUUGGCCUUCCUCUAAUCUAUCAAUUUUAUUUCAGUUUCAAAGUUUUGAGGAAAAAAUGCCUUGUGAUCUUGAAACUAAAGACCCUUUUGUUUUAACCCAAAGCAUUCCAGUUACUUACAUGUGUACAUUUCAGAAGAGAUUUCAUCCAUGACCUGUGGUCAGUUUGUAUUGCAAGAACAUAAAUAAGGUAGCGUAACAGUAACCACUGCUGAAAAGGUGUAAGAAUAUUUUCACAUGUUAUGGGCGAAGGCAACUUGCUUAUACUUCUGGUUGCAUUUGCUUGUCCAGUGUUGGACUUCUGAACAUUGUUUGCUAAAGAGCUAUUCCAGAGUGAGCUCACAUGAGUGAGGACCGUGAGCUGACACCUUCAGGAAGGACAGCCUCUAGGAUCUUAGUUUUCACAACUGAAAACACAAUUAAAUUUUAAAAUUCCCAGCACUGUGAUUUUUACAGCAAUUGCUUAGUAAUCCAUGCACACCGUAAGCCUAAUAAAGGCUGAUGAUGUGAAGGGUGACCUACAGUGAGGUCAUGCUGAGAUAUUAAUUCCUUACUGUAAUAAAGGCAGCUUGAUUGCUGCAGCAUUCCAAUAGAUUAUGUAACUCAGAGAGGAAUAUUCUGUCAGCAUAAGUCAGAUGACUACAGGGAAAAAAAAAAAGAUGCAGACAGUCAAAGUAGACUUAACUGUGGUACUCCCAGCAGCUAGGAAACUUCUGUACUUGUGAACCCUGGUUUAACAUUAUCUCUUCAGAGUAAAUAAAAAUCAAAAGGAAGAAAGUCUUUUAAAUGAAGUGCCUAUACUUGUAAAUAAAAAAUAUUUUUUGCAA
Molecule: messenger RNA, 6435 nt
Organism: Gallus gallus (chicken)
Lineage: Eukaryota; Metazoa; Chordata; Aves; Galliformes; Phasianidae
Gene: PTGR2
Product: prostaglandin reductase 2
Exons: 11
Coding region: 2629-3690 (353 amino acids)
Biological process (GO): prostaglandin metabolic process
Molecular function (GO): 15-oxoprostaglandin 13-reductase [NAD(P)+] activity
Source: RefSeq, a predicted model, not a curated record